GAAGUCUUGGUUUAAAAAGAAACAGAAACAUACACAGGGGGAUUGGUGAAUGGUGCCGACCGCGGCCAUCGCAGUUGGAGGCUAUUUUUUGGGGGGGGGUUGAAUAGCGUCCAUGGAGUUACUUUGUGCCCAUUCCUAGCGGCAAGGGCUUACGUCCAGCGGGCUGACCGUCCCCAGCAGGGGUGCGGGGCAGGGGACGCUGAGGGCCCGACCGUCUCCCUCGCCGCGACCCCGGAUGGAUGCGCGCCCCCCGCCCGCCCGCGCCGGCCCCUGGAGCUCCGGGUUUCGGGAGCAUCCUUCCCGCGCCGGCCCUCGCCGCGGCGCGUAGUCCAGGGCAGCGCCCCUCAAAAGGGCACCGCGGAGGAAGGCCAGGCGAGAGAGCCAGCUCCCUUCUCUGAAGAAGGGACCGGAAGGACCCUGCAGUUGCCAAUGGGCAGCCAUCUGUGGGAGCAAGCCGACUGAGCGUGGCCCUCUGAGGUGGAGGGUAGGGUGAGAAGGUGCCGAAGGACAAAGUAAACAAGGCCCUUUUCAUUCUUCCAGGAUCCCCUAGAUGGAAGAGAAGAGGCGAAAGUACUCCAUCAGCAGCGACAACUCUGACACCACUGACAGUCACGCUACAUCUGCAUCAAGAUGCUCCAAACUGCCCAGCAGCACCAAGUCGGGCUGGCCCCGGCAGAACGAAAAGAAGCCCUCCGAGGUGUUCCGGACAGACUUGAUCACGGCCAUGAAGAUUCCAGACUCCUGCCAGCUCAGCCCGGAUGACUACUAUAUCCUGGCUGACCCAUGGCGACAGGAAUGGGAGAAGGGUGUGCAGGUGCCGGCUGGAGCGGAGGCCAUUCCAGAGCCUGUGGUGAGGAUCCUCCCACCGCUGGAAGGCCCCCCUACCCAGGUGUCCCCUAGCAUCUCUCAAGUUGGCGAGAGCUCCCAGCCUGAUUGGCCUGGGGGCAGCCGCUACGACCUGGACGAGAUUGAUGCCUACUGGCUGGAGCUCAUCAACUCAGAGCUCAAGGAGAUGGAGAGGCCAGAGCUGGAUGAGCUGACGCUAGAGCGUGUGCUGGAGGAGUUGGAGACCCUAUGCCACCAGAAUAUGGCACGGGCCAUUGAGACACAGGAGGGGUUGGGCAUCGAGUAUGAUGAGGAUGUCGUCUGUGAUGUGUGCCGUUCUCCCGAGGGCGAAGAUGGCAACGAGAUGGUCUUCUGUGACAAAUGCAAUGUCUGCGUGCACCAGGCAUGCUAUGGGAUCCUCAAGGUGCCCACGGGCAGCUGGCUGUGCCGGACGUGUGCCCUGGGUGUCCAGCCAAAGUGCCUGCUCUGCCCCAAGCGAGGAGGAGCCUUGAAGCCCACCAGGAGCGGGACCAAGUGGGUGCACGUCAGCUGCGCUCUGUGGAUUCCUGAGGUCAGCAUCGGGUGCCCUGAGAAGAUGGAGCCCAUCACCAAGAUCUCACAUAUCCCAGCCAGCCGCUGGGCUCUGUCCUGCAGCCUUUGCAAGGAAUGCACAGGCACCUGUAUCCAGUGCUCCAUGCCUUCCUGUGUCACAGCGUUCCAUGUCACAUGCGCCUUUGACCAUGGCCUGGAAAUGCGGACUAUAUUAGCGGACAAUGACGAGGUCAAAUUCAAGUCAUUCUGCCAAGAGCACAGUGACGGGGGCCCUCCGAGUGAGCCUACUUCUGAGCCCGUGGAGCCCAGCCCAGCUGGCGAGGACUUGGAGAAGGUGACCCUACGCAAGCAGCGGCUGCAGCAGCUGGAGGAAGACUUCUACGAGCUGGUGGAGCCGGCUGAGGUGGCUGAGCGGCUGGAGCUGGCUGAGGCUCUGGUCGACUUCAUCUACCAGUAUUGGAAGCUGAAGAGGAAAGCCAAUGCCAACCAGCCACUGCUGACCCCUAAGACUGACGAGGUGGACAACCUGGCCCAGCAGGAGCAGGAUGUCCUCUACCGCCGCCUGAAGCUCUUCACACACCUGCGGCAGGACUUGGAGAGGGUUAGAAAUCUGUGCUACAUGGUGACAAGGCGUGAGAGAACGAAACACGCCAUCUGCAAACUCCAGGAGCAGAUAUUCCACCUGCAGAUGAAACUGAUCGAACAGGACCUGUGUCGAGAGGGGUCUGGGAGGAGAGCAAAGGGCAAGAAGAGCGACUCGAAAAGGAAAGGCCGCGAGGGCCCGAAGGGCAGCCCCGAGAAGAAAGAGAAAGUGAAGGCGGGGUCCGACUCAGUCCUGGGGCAGCUGGGCCUGUCCACCUCAUUCCCCAUCGAUGGCACCUUCUUCAACAGCUGGCUGGCACAGUCGGUGCAGAUCACAGCAGAGAACAUGGCCAUGAGUGAGUGGUCACUAAACAAUGGGCACCGCGAAGACCCUGCUCCGGGGCUACUGUCAGAGGAGCUGCUGCAAGAUGAGGAGACGCUGCUGAGCUUCAUGCGGGACCCCUCACUGCGACCCGGGGACCCUGCCAGGAAGGCCCGUGGCCGCACCCGCCUGCCUGCCAAGAAAAAGCCACCACAGGAUGGGCCUGGCUCACGGACGACUCCGGACAAAUCCCCCAAGAAGCCCUGGGGCCAGGAUGCAGGCAGCGGCAAGGCGGGGCAGGGGCUCGUGGCCCGGAAACCAACUCGGCGAACGCCUUCCCACCUGCCGUCUAGCCCCACAACUGGAGACUGUCCCAUCCCAGCAGCCCCCGACAGCCCCCCUCCUCUGGCCCCCGAGACCCCGGAUGAGGCAGCCCCAAUGGCUGCUGACUCGAAUGUCCAAGUGCCUGGCCCUACAGUGAGCCCUAAGCCCUUGGGCCGGCUCCGGCUGCCCCGCGAAAACAAGGGAACCCGGAGAUCGCCAGGUACCAGGCCUGAUGCUGGGACAGGACCGCCCGCUGCUGUGGCCGAGAGGCCCAAGGUCAGCCUACAUUUUGACACUGAGACUGACGGCUACUUCUCUGAUGGGGAGAUGAGCGACUCAGAUGUGGAGGCUGAGCACAGUGGGGUGCAGCGGGCUCCCCGGGAAGCAGGGGCUGAGGAGGUGGUCCGCAUGGGGGUACUGGCCUCCUAAGUCACCCCCGCCCGGUCCCAGGCCCUGCCCUGGUCCUCCCACGAGGCCUCAGCCCAGUCACAACUGCCAUUUCCAAUCUCUGCUGAGUGUCUCAGACCCUUGAGACUGCCACUCUGUUGUGGUUUUAUUUUUAAUAGAGAGAGUUUUGAAUUCCACACUGUUGUCUUUUUCCUCUGUGCUGGCCUAGGACAUUAGAAUUCCUUCCACGGCUCUGGCCGCAGGGGCCCUCGCAGGUCCUGUGCCCCAUCCCCGCCGCGGCAGCACCCCGCCCCGGCCCACGCGGCAUUGCUGGUCUCCUGGCUAGAUGUAGAUGAGGCGAAGAAGAGCUCAGGACUCCAGCCCACUGCCACUGGGUGACACGGACCGUCGUUUGGGCAUUAUUUCAUGGCAGAUGGGCCUGCCCCGCCUUGCCCCCAAAUUCCACUGGGGUCCAUUUGGGGGGUCCUGCUGCACUCCACUGAUCCCCAAGGAAGUAUAAUAAGUGAUCCCCAGCCAGAGUCUACUCACUGUCACAAGCACAACGAGCUUAUACAAGAAAGCACUGAGGGGGCGCAGAGGGCCCGCUGGUUCCAGAGGAACCACAGCUGUUCCUGAUCAACCCACAUCAUCUGAGGCCUGCCCGCCCACCCCGCGACCCACCACUCCCUUGCUGCUCCGCCCCUGCCAGUGCCCAGCCCGGCGGCUCUGAGGAAGGGUUCCUAGAAUCCUUCUUGAGCUGUGCCAUUUACUCAGGGGACUCCCAAACAGCCAGCCGCCAGUGCCGGUGGAGGGCUGGCUGCAAGGGAGGGCCAGUGCCCAGACGGGGGCGUGGGGCUCAGACUCCCCCCGCUUAGAGAAUUGCUCUGGGGCUCCAACUUCCUUCCUUCCUUCGGGGCCAGUCUCGGCUGAUAUCUGGUCACUCCCAGACAGCUGACCUGACCAGACCAGACCGUUUGCCUUUUCAAAUUUUCCAGUCCUGCUGCGAGAUGAGCUUCUUCCUCAGUUUCCUUUUGGAAACUCCUCCUUCCAACAAGCAAGUGGGAUCCCGGGGCCCGGGGCAGGCCAUGUUGGCCUGCCGUGUCUGUUUCAAGUCUUGCUGGAUGUUCCUGGUUCCUCUGUCCCUUUCUCUGUCUCCCCUUCCCACCACCACCCACCCCACCUUUUCCGUCCCACCCCCUAGGUUCCAGGUAGUUACUCUGAAAAGUUAUCAGGGGAGUGGCCCCAGGGUGAUAGCUCAGGGAACAAACAAAAAAAGGAAUUCAGUGAAAACAUGGGUUUUUUCUUUUAUGAAUUACUCCUGGGUCACUUCCGCCACUGGUGAAGCCAGAACUUCUCCGACAAGAAUCUUGCAAAAGUCCAGUGAAUUAGUCGAAUCAUUCUGUGGAUGCCAAAGAAUAUUUUGACCAUAAUACAGCACAGCCUGGACCUGACAACUUGUCACUUGGACUUUUUUUUUUAUGGAGUUCUUUAGCAACAAAGUGUAGAGACAUGUUCAUUGCGCACACGCAAGGAGUCAAGCCCAGGCUCUUGGAAGAGGAUGCUGUUCUGCUGCUGAACCAUUGGAAUCAGGACGUGGGAACCAGGUGUUGGGAUUUCAGAUCCUGGACUGGGCGCACUGUGAGCUUUCCUAAACUCUGAGACUCACAGAGGGGAUGAAUACUGAUGGCAAAGGUCUUCACCGUGUGGUUCCCCCCACCCCGAAAACACACAAUGUGCAAAUCGGCGGGACGGGCAGUAGCUUGACCACCUACCCCCGACUCCAGAACUUUCAAGGUACGACAGUGGCAUUGUCAUCGACACUCGGUUUCAUGUGAAUUUUAGCAAGACAGGAAACAAAGCUUAGGACUACGUUCAGAAGAUCGGGCAAAUGUGUCCAGUUGGAGUGGACUCGGGGCGGGCUUCAAGGAUUCUGGGUGCUGGGACGGCACAGGCUACCACAUGGAGUUGAGUCUGCCUGCCACCCUGGUAGUGACGGCCAGUGCAGUGUCUGCACCAGCGGCCCAUCCCCGUUCUCUGUUUACUGCCUUUGAACAGUCCUCCUUCCUUCCCCGUGCUUUGGGUCAGAGUCUUGUCUUUGCCGGAUUGCCCGGUCUGACCUCACAGGGAGCCAAGGGACGAGCUUAAAGAACAACCAAACUCUGCCAGGGGGGAGGGGUGGAGUCCCAGGAAUAUCUCCGGCCCAGUUGCCCCCUCACCCCAAUCCUUUCAUGCAUCCUGAGGCUCCCUGGGGACAGAGGCAAGGACAGGAGAGAACAGGGAAGGAAUGUACUGCAGGCGUCUGCCCAGAGUCUGGUCUGGGUAGGCCAGGCGGCGCAGCCAACACCCUUCAGGGGGCCUCUACCCAACUGGCCUCUGGAUUCUCCACUGUUGGCUCUUGCUUUGGACUAGGCUAUCCCUGGGGCUGUGUCCUGCACAGGGCCCAGGGAUCUGUUAGGCUGGCUGGUGGGGAAGCUGGGAGAACCUGCGCUCCCAGGCCUGGCCCUAGAGCUGUUCUUGCCAGGCAGCUGUCCACCGUGGGGAUGUCUGGCACGACCACACAGAGGACAAGGAUGCUGCUUUCUACCGUUAGUUAGACCCCCUUCCUUCACUCUUCUUCCCGUCUCCUGUCCACAGUGUAGACAGCUUUGCCAGUCCUGGUAUUGAGGUGAGAAGCAGGGAACGAGGCAGAAGGCCUUUUGCAGGCCAGAGGCUGAGGCAGAUCUGCUUGAGCACCUCUGCCCACCAUACUCCCUGGCCCUCUCCCCAGAGGGAGAAGCUCCUGUUACUCCUGGCUGCCGUCCCCCCUUCUCCGAGUCCUGGGUGCACAGCUCCUCCCCCUCAUCAGAGCCAGGAAGGAUGGGGUGCAAGGAAAGUAUUUUUAUGGAUCACAAAAUGUAUUUUGAAGUGAAUAAGGAGAAGAAAGUUUAAACGGUUUAUUUUAUUAAAUGAGCUCUGACUUUGUGACAGUGUAUGAGCAUUUGCUAAGUCAGGGUCUCGGUUUCUUUAGAGAAGCCACUCGGGUUUCCAGACAUGGGUGCCCGACUGUAGGUGUGUCUGCCAGGGCACGUCUCAUGUGUCCACAUGCGUGUGUGUCUGCAUGUUGUGUUUGGGCACAUCAUGGGACCUGCUGGGGCGAUUUCUAGAGCAUCAACUGGCCGACGAUACUAACAGACAUUGGCAGCGGCUGAACUUGGCAUUUCCUUGCUCACUGCCAGAUGUGGCCAACAUCUGCCUAUGCCUGAAGCUCUGCAGAAUGGUCUGGAUGCCUGUGGGGAGGCCACUUCCCAUGCCCCUGGCCCAGCUGGCCACAUUGGCCAGAGGGCCAGGGCUUGAGUCUGGGACUUUUGGUUGUUCUUUAAGGCACUUCCUGCCACCUUGUCCCUCAGAUGCACAACACUCUGUGCUCCACAAACGGCUCGGGGUGGGGGGAUGAUAUGAAUGUCACAGGAGGAGACACCUUCUGUCCUUGUUUUAAAGAAAGUGAUGUGCCAUUUGUUAAUAUACAAGAGAAAUAUUGAAAAUAUAUUGAAAAGAGCAAUUUUAAAUUAUUUUUGGCUUAUGUUGCAAUAUUUAUUUUCUUGUAUUAGAAAAGAUUCCUUUGUAGAGAAAAAAUGUAUUUUUCAUUAACGCAAAGACCUAUUUCUCCUUUUUGUACAUUGUCCAUGUUCGCUGCCCUUAACGAGCAAUAGAAUGUAUGGCCGCCUCGCCGUGGCCAGCGCCCGCCGUGCCCUGCAUGAUUCUGUGUUGCUGCUGCUGCGUAGCUCCUAGUCCCAUCCUGUCCUGCUCACUCAUGGGGGUUUCCAGACCCUGGCCCCCACCAAGGCCUGUGUCUCAAGGACCCCUUUGCAUUCCUCGUGUGUUGGCAAACGCAGUUAAUAAAGCAAUGUUUUCUGUGC
Suricata suricatta (meerkat) is the source of this 6888-nucleotide messenger RNA. It is a transcript of the gene JADE2, whose product is annotated as jade family PHD finger 2. The transcript is spliced from 13 exons. Gene Ontology annotation, cellular component: histone acetyltransferase complex. Gene Ontology annotation, biological process: regulation of transcription by RNA polymerase II. Lineage: Eukaryota; Metazoa; Chordata; Mammalia; Carnivora; Herpestidae. The record is from RefSeq and is a predicted model, not a curated record. The coding region runs from base 551 to 3034 and encodes 827 amino acids.